AUGUCUGAUUUGGCUGCCAAAUACCAAGGGUUGCAGGGUGAGCUAGAAGAACUAAUCGUUGCUAGACAGAAACUUGAAACACAGCUCCAGGAAAAUAAAAUUGUCAAUGAUGAGUUUGAGCACCUGAAAGACGACACCCAAGUUUAUAAAUUAACAGGUAAUGUUUUACUACCAGUAGAGCAGGUCGAUGCACGCACAAAUGUUACCAAGAGGCUGGAAUUCAUUCAAGGCGAAAUUACACGUUGUGAGAAGAACAUUGAAGAUAAACAGCAGGAGCAAAACAAGUUAAGAGAAGAGAUAACGAAAAUACAAAGCGCUGCUAGCGCAUAA
Messenger RNA from Zygotorulaspora mrakii, 330 nucleotides. RefSeq names its product tubulin-binding prefolding complex subunit YKE2 (gene YKE2). The record is from RefSeq and is a predicted model, not a curated record. The coding region runs from base 1 to 330 and encodes 109 amino acids. Gene Ontology annotation, molecular function: protein-folding chaperone binding. The transcript has a single exon. Lineage: Eukaryota; Fungi; Ascomycota; Saccharomycetes; Saccharomycetales; Saccharomycetaceae. Gene Ontology annotation, cellular component: cytoplasm; prefoldin complex. Gene Ontology annotation, biological process: protein folding; chaperone-mediated protein complex assembly.